UAUGCUGCCUGCUGCUUCCAGUUCCUCGUCAGAGAGCCGGGUGUCUGCUGCUAGAGUAUAUAGUUCUCAUAGUCAGAUCCACAAGACCAGAGCCCACUACCCGACAGAAUCUCCAAGGAUGGACAAAAGCAGGAAAAAGAUGACCGAGAGGAUAUUAAACCUCACCCUGGAGAUCAUCUGCCUGCUGACUGGAGAGGAUUACACAGUAGUAAAGAAGACAUCUGGAGAGUGUUUGACGCCAAGCAGCCACCCCUAUGUGUCAGGACACAGGAGUCACACCAAGAACCCCACCUCAGUACCUCCACCGAAGUCCUUGAAGGAUGAAAGAAACAAUGAGCAGAAGAUCCUAGACCUCACUAACAAGAUCAUUGAGCUGCUGACUGGAGAGGAUUGGGACUAUUUAGAAGGAGAGGAUCUGUACAAAAAGGUCAUUAUGGAGGACCACCGGCCUCUCACAUCACCAGGUGGGUCUAUGAAGAGGAAUUCACCAGAGAGGUAUCACACACUUUUGCCUUCUCAGGAUAGUUCAGAGGAAGAUCUUGAUGUCCCAGAUGAUACUCAGGACGAAGAUUUGAUUGAUAUUAAAGUAGAGGUUAUAGAAGAAGAGGAGGAGGAAGAAGAAGAAGAGAUGUAUAUGAUGGGUGACCAGCAGUGUAAGGAGGAGCAAAGUCCUGUAGAGAUCAGCCCAAGUGGAUCCACAAAGAGAAAAAAAGUGCUCCAAGAGAUCUGUCCAAGUCCUGUUAAUUCUCCAGAUGAUCCAGAAGAGGAGGAAGAUCUUGAUGUCCAACCGGGCCAUCAGGAUGAAGAUUUGCUUGAUAUUAAAGUUAAAGUUAUUGAAGAGGAAGAAGAAGAGGAGAUAAGUAUGUCACGUGACAGACAGCUUAAGGAGGAGGAGGUUCCAGUGGCAAUCAGCGCAAAUAUGCCCAGUGCUCUUCACUGUAAAGAUCCACAAUGUAACCCCUCAAAUAGUGAGGAACACUCUGUUGAUACAAGUGCAGAUCACAUUGGUGGAAACUUAUAUCCAUGUUCUGAAUGCGGGAAGUAUUUUAAAAAGAAGGCAAAUCUUAUUCGACAUCAAAGAAUUCACACAGGGGAGAAGCCAUUUCCAUGUUCUGAGUGUGGGAAGUGUUUUACCCAGAAAUGUGACUAUAUUCAACACCAGAGAAUUCACACCGGUGAGAAGCCAUUUUCAUGUGCUGAUUGUGGAAAAUCAUUUACAAAGAAGUCCAAUCUGGUUGAGCAUCAGAGAAUUCACACAGGGGAGAAGCCGUUUUCUUGUUUUGAGUGUGAAAAAUGUUUCGCAAGGAAGUCUGAACUUUUUAGGCAUGAGAGGAGUCAUCACACAGGGAAGAGGCUUUUUUCAUGCUCUGUGUGUGGGAACCGUUUCACUCAGAAAUCUGAUUUAAUGCAGCAUCAGAGUCUUCACACAGCACAGAAGUGGUAUUCAUGUACUGAAUGCGGGAAAUGUUUCACAUGGAAGUAUAACCUUGUUAAACACCAGAGAGUUCACACAGGGGAAAAGCCGUUUCCUUGUAUUGAGUGUGGUAAAUGUUUUACCAAGAAGUGUAACCUCGAUGAACAUCAGAAAAUUCAUGCUGGCGAGAAACCAUUUUCCUGUUCGAAUUGUGGGAAAUGCUUCACAUCGAAAUCUAACCUUGUCACACAUUUGCGAAUUCACACAGGGGAGAAGCCAUUUUCCUGUUCUCAGUGUGGAAAAUGUUAUACGAGGAAGGCUAACCUUGUUGAACAUCAGAGAGUUUGUGAGAAGCCACUGUAGAUCUCUACUUCAAAGAUCUCACGAAUGCUAUGGAUAAUUGCUGUAGCAUGCUUUAUGCAUUUCAUGUUCCUUGAAAGACUGAAGAUGUGAGACUGGUCUUGCUGAACAUUACCUAAAUUGCACAAACGAGAAGCCUGUUUAAUGGCAUUAGACUUAAACCCUGCUAUUAAUUGAUUCAUGAACAUUAAAGGGCAAUGGUCAUCACUUACCACUAUGUCAAAGGGUCAGCAGCUGUCCAUCCGAGCUUGUAAGCAAAGUCCCCUGAUGUCUCUGGCAUCUUCAUAUGUUUUGUCAGUCCUCCGAAUAAAUACUUUUUAUAAUAUGCAAAUUACCCCCUAGGUGCAACAAGGUUGGUGCCAUUGCACCUCUUUGUACCCAGAGGCUUACCUCCCUGUCUUCUAUGCUGCGCCUCCACCAUUGGGAUGGACAAGCCAGGCAGUGCCUGAAGUCUUGCAAAAUCACAUUCUGUACAUACGCGGUAAAGAGAUGGAGACUCCUGAGCAGAUGGGCAAUCUCCAUCCCUUUUACUGCGCAUGUACAGAAUGCAAUCCCGCAAGACUUCAGGGACUGCCUGGCUUAUCCAUCAAAGCAAUGGGGGUGCAAGAUAGAAGACAGGGAAGGAGACUCUGGGUGCAACUGCACCAUCCUUUUUGCACCUUGUGGCUAAAUUGCAUAUUAUAAAAUAUGCAAUCUGUCAAUCCUUUUCGGAGGAUUGACAGAACAUUUGGAAAUGCCAGCAAUAUAAUGGCACUUUGCUUAAAAGUGUGGAUGGACAGCUGUUGCCAUUUGACAUAAUGGUAUGUGGUGACAGAUGCUCUUUAAAAGGAGUCUGUCAGCAGUUUUACUGCUCAAUACUGCUUAGGGAGAGUUCACAUCUCCAUUUCAUUGUCCAUUCUUCUGAUCUGUCAGAAAAAAA
Molecule: messenger RNA, 2693 nt
Organism: Bufo bufo (common toad)
Lineage: Eukaryota; Metazoa; Chordata; Amphibia; Anura; Bufonidae
Product: zinc finger protein 260-like
Exons: 9
Coding region: 2-1777 (591 amino acids)
Biological process (GO): regulation of transcription by RNA polymerase II
Molecular function (GO): RNA polymerase II cis-regulatory region sequence-specific DNA binding; DNA-binding transcription factor activity
Source: RefSeq, a predicted model, not a curated record